Messenger RNA from Biomphalaria glabrata, 9159 nucleotides. Its product is annotated as probable G-protein coupled receptor B0563.6. Gene Ontology annotation, molecular function: G protein-coupled peptide receptor activity. The record is from RefSeq and is a predicted model, not a curated record. The coding region runs from base 603 to 2255 and encodes 550 amino acids. The transcript has 4 exons. Gene Ontology annotation, cellular component: membrane. Gene Ontology annotation, biological process: G protein-coupled receptor signaling pathway. NCBI's taxonomy places the organism in Eukaryota, Metazoa, Mollusca, Gastropoda, Planorbidae.
AGGUUUAAUUAAUUCUUGUUACUUCCGCAAAUAAACGCCGCUAUCUGUCACAGAUCGCCCACAGCUCCACAAUAAAGUGACUCCAACUGACCAGGACUCCCCCCACCCACCACCUAGCCGCGCGCCAAGCCAACAGAAAGAGAGAGAGAGAGAGAGAGAGAGGGCGCACAUUUCCAGGAAUCCAAAGAUUUGAACGCACACAUCAUAUACAAGUGGCUAAAGGACUAGCAGUUUUGUGUUCACUGAAUUAGGAUUAUAUACUAAGACUAUGUUCUUGUAGACGCCCUGCCUAGUACAGAUGUCCCGCUGACAGACAAAACAGACGGAUAAUUUUUUAAUGGCUCUGACCUUGGCUCUACAGCCCAGACUAACGAGGCUCCCCAAUGACGUCGGAUUACGUGGCUGAUCAAGCAGCCUAGUGGGUGGUAACAAGAUGUCAGUCCCAGGGCAAUGGUCCAAUUACCGGACGUGAAUCUGUAGCAUCUGAACUUGCCCUCGGCUCUGAGAUUUUGUUAUGUAAAUGUGGAACAGUUCUAACACUUCCUCUUCAGACUGAGGGAUCAAUCAGUGAAAAAAAGUAGACAGACUAUGGAGUAUAUUCAAUGUCUCUCCGUGGGAGACGUCGGGUUCUUCCCCUUAAACGAGCCCACAAACGUCGGUGUAGGCGCCCCAUGGAGAUGCUACUAAACAUCACCGAGAUGAUCCUGGUGCCCAUCAGCGCCCACGCCGUCAACGUCAGCUUGGCGGCGACGUCCUCCACGGCGUCGGCCUCCGCCCUGGCCGACGCCACCGGCACGCUGGCCGGGUACUCCUUCCCCCUGAACAUGAACGAUACGGACGGCGAGGCCGCCCCGGACGGAGGGGAACAGAGCAUGCGGACAGUGGGGUCAAGUUUCGAGGACUCACAGCUCGUCAGCAAACACGUCAUGGACAAGACGACCAUCAUCUUUGUGAUGAUCCUGAUUCCAAGUUUCUCGGUGUUUGGCUCAGUGGGCAACAUCCUCAGUCUUCGUGUGCUGGUACACCACAGGAUGAGGAACGCUACCAACAUGGUGCUGGCGGCUCUGGCCGUCUCAGACUUACUGUUCUUGUUUCAUGCCUUCUACUUUUCAUUCCUCAAGUUUCUACUGCAGCGCAACCCGCCGGCCGGGGAGUACCUCAGAGUGAUGACUUUCCCUUUGUUGGGCUCCUACGGGAGCGUGGUGACAGCGCGGAUCACAACCUGCUUGACAACCAUGCUGAGCGCCGAGAGGCUGGUGGCCGUCUACUUUCCCAUGAAGGCCAAGGUCAUGUGCGGGAGGGUCAUGACCACCACCUGCAUCAUCCUGAUCUACCUGGUCACGGCGGUGGUGUUCAUCCCCAUGGCGCUCAAGUACUACGGCUUCUGCAAGACCAUCAACAACCAGACCAUCUACGGCAUGGGUCUGACCGAGCUCGGCCACAACACCGUCUUCUACCUGGUCUACGGCAACGUCCUGAACGUCCUCUUUCGCCUUAUCCCCAUCCUCGUGCUCAUCCUGGUCAACAUACUCAUCGCCUGCGCCAUCCACAAGACCUGGUCCAUACGCCGGUCCAUGUCCAACGGCAGCUCGGCCACCUACGAGCAGAACCGUAUCACCUUGAUGCUCCUGAUGGUCUCGCUGGUCUUCCUCGUCUGCAUCCUCCCCGGCGCCAUCCACAGCAUUGUCAACCAAAUGUACAAGCAGUACUCAAGGCAAGGCUCGCAGAGCAACAUCUACGACGUCAUGGGGAGCGUGACGUACUUCCUGGAGACGGUCAACUCGUCCGUGAACUUCGUCAUCUACAUGGCCUUCAGCACCAAGUUCUGCCGGACUUACAAACAGAUCUUCUGUUGCUCCGGCCGGAGGAGCAUCAACAGAAACUCCGCCAGGUCCGUCAUCCGGUUCUCCUCCCGCCCGCAGAUGGGCUCAAGGUCGAGCAUGACCAGCUAUCGCGAACUGUACUUCCUGAAUCAGCUGGGGAAGGGGAAAAUCUCCAGCUUCGCGGAGCGAGAAAUCAACGGCAAGCCCGUCAGGAAGAACGGUUUCGUCAACGGCACCGGAAGCAUCGUGGAGGAAGGCGGAAAGAAGAUCUUCAGAAGCAAGUACUCCAUCAGCGAGAGCUACAGCGGACACAGCCACAGCGGGCAAAGCAGCCAGGGUAAGCUGGACAGUUCCAAGGGGGAGAGGUACAGCCAGCAAAGUGCCCAUAGCAGCCACAGCGCCGAGCCAACAGCAGAGGACAUGUACAGUUGACGGUGUCAUACUGCAUAUGUGUAGAACCAGCUGCACAUCUGCAAUGUGUCCAAGACUCUCACCGGAUCACUGCACACUCGAGUGGUCCACGCGGAACAUCUCCUACUCAAGUACUUCACGAGACUUUGUCGUCUCACAGGGACAUUAGGCACUAACCACGAUGUGCACUUUCACCGUAUGAGUUCAACUCCAAGAAUUGUUGAUGUGCUCAUUCUUCAAACGACACGAUCUGAUUUGUGAUUGGGUGGUUAUUUAAAACAACAAGCUCUGCUUUUCGUCCUUUUUCGUUGCCUAAAGGUUCUUGAAGAUAUUCCAUUCAAUAGUGGAACUGGAUAUGACAAAGCUAUUGGAAUAAUAUUUUCAUCAAUUGGAAAGUAUCAAAUGAGCAGUAAAUAAGACCAUUUCAGUUCCUUUUGGAUAUAAGGUUAUUAUCAUUACAAGGUGGACAAUUCAGUUCGGAUAUAUUCUUAUCUAGACUGGAUGGAUAGUCACUUCACAGAGAUCAAGUUGACACAAGUCUAGAUCAGAUAUGGUCCUUCACAGGCUUUCCUUGUAACACGCCUACACACACAGACACACACAGACAACAAUUCAGUAGCCUGCUUAUUUAAAUCGUCUACGGUGACGGACAGAGGUAACAACACUCACACGUAGUAUUUAACUCCGCUAACAAGAAGAAGAAGAAUGACAUAUUUUGCAGUAAGGUUAACACACACACACAAUCGGUGAAUUUCGCUGGUGUUUGAGACACCAGCACAGACACUAUCCUGUUAGAUGAUGUUGCAAUGUUGUAUUUAAGUCAACAGACGUUCAAUUCAAGCCUAACGUUCACGUACAAACCGAUAAGACCGUUGUGUUCAUACAAGCAGAAGGCCAUAAUAAUUAAACUGUGUUUAGUUCUAUACAUUUAUUUAGUCUUGCUUAAUAAAAAAAAAUCAACUCUGAGCUAAACUAGAGCGACAUUAAGGAUUAGGGAUGACACAGCUUGAGGGCGAAGGUCAAGGAAAGAGUAACAAUCAAGGACCCCCCCCCCCUCCAGAUAACAGACUGUAUCGAUAUAUAUCUUUUCUGAGAGUUUACACACAAAACACGUACAAAGAGAAUGUCCAUUUCAACCUUCCGCUCACAGCAGACUGACACAAGACACUCCCCCAUGGGACGCCAUAUGCUUCCGUUGCCCAUGCAUACAUGGGUCAGGUCAAAGUUCACAUCCGGUGUCACAUGAACCAAACACAGUAAAACAAGAUUCACACAGACAAAUCGAACCAUGGUCGGAUUUAAGGGAGGGCAGGCGGUCGGGAUUUCCCCAAGAAAGGGGCCUCCCACAAAAAUAUAUCGGAAUUUCGACGCGUCAGAAACUUUAUUAUUAUUUUUUUUACCAUUUUUAACGCUAACACUUUAAAUCUUACGUCGGGGGAAACAAUGUCACGUGAUUAAGAAGUGUCCGCUUGUAGUUUCUAGCAUCUCGGAAUAUGUAUAUACCGGAACAGCUCCUGAUUUACCAAGAGCCUUACCCUCCACAAACUCACUUUUUUAGAACUAAAAUAUGUAUAUGAAAUAUAUUUUUAAAGGAGAUUGAGAUUAAAUGUACAAACACUGUAGCUCUUUCUUUCUAAAAUAUGGCAUGCUUUUAGAUACAAGUAUUUGUAUUCAUAAGUGGAUCAUUAUUCAAGCUUUCGAAAGAGUGUAGGGGGCCUACAGAAAAACCUUGCCCCUGUGCCAGAGGCGUAGUGGGGGAGGGGCAAGGGAGCGCGAUGCCCAGGGCGCCACCCUCAGGGGGGCGCCACACGCAGCCUUUUUCUAUGUGAUGUUCACGGAAAAUUUGGGAGGGGGGCGCCAACAAUGUACCUUGUCCCGGGAGCAAGUUUUGCUCACUACGCCUCUGCAGGGGGCCUCCGCAUACUUCAAUCCGGCCCUGAAUCGAAAUAUCCCCCCAAAAAACCCCCACAAAAACGCAGAACAAAAAAUAGUUGCGAUUUAAAACAAAGAAAGAUCUAGUCCUACAAGACUAAGUAUAAUGUUCAUUUAGCUCCUACAAGCUACUCAUCCUGGGUAUUAACUUUUGACUAUCUCAGGAGUGAUACAUUUACAUACGCAUGAUCCGAUUCUCCAUUGUCAAAAAUGUAAUUAGUAUAUAGAUUUAUAAGUGAGCAUCAAUAAGAAAAAUAUAUGGUUGAAGGUAGCGUUUCUUUUGUAAAUACCAAAGCUAUCACUAUAGGGCAUUUUCUCCUUAAAAGUAUUGUUAUAAGUAAAAUACAAAAAAAGUUUAGAGAGUAAUGACAUUUUGUAAGAGUGAUUACUUUGCUCUUUAUGACUAAUGAAUCAUACAUUUAAAAAAAAAAUUAUUUAUUAACUAGCCCAUAUUUCCUUCACCGAAAAAAAAUCCUGGUUACGCCCUUGUUUAAAUCUAUUCGGUCUAUAUAUAAUUCUACAAUAGUUAUAUGGAUCCAGAUUAACAAACAUAAAAAAGACAGAAGUCAAGACUGAAUUGUACAAAAGGCAGUGCGCAAAAAAAGUUCCUGAACUUUGUUAUUUAACUUUUUUAGUGAAUAUUAACAGGAAUGUUGUCAACGGCUAUGAAUAAUUAUGCAAAAUGUCAAAAGUUGAUCAAAGAAUGUUAGAGAAAAAACGUAUACAAACUUUGUAAAAUUAAAGUAAUUUGAUGGUACCAUAUCCUUCAGACGUUGCGAUGAUGUCAAUCUGUUUCUAUGGCUAUGUCACGUGCCCAGCACAACGAUCAGCCGCCAUUAUUUCCCCAAAUGUUCUCCAGGUACCCAGGUUGGACUGAAGUUAGAAAUCCCAGGGUUCACUCGAGACCCUCUGGGUUUGGAAGCUUAGUGCUUAGCCAUUCAGCGACAACGCCCCCAGUAAGGGGUUAGCAAAUCAUUAAAAAAAAAAAAGCUCUAUCUCUCAAACACAAGGCACUUCCCCGAAACAGACUUAUCUAUGUAUCCGCCGCCGUAAAUAUAUCAAUGCGAGUAUCAAGAUUAAUCUCUAUCAGUAAACAUUUGUUUCCACUGCUCUUUUCUGUCGGUAUUGCAAUAAAUUAUUACCAACUAUCUAACCAAAACAAAUGUUGCCUCAUGUUUUGUUCAUGUGUCAUGGAAACAGUAAUAUCGAAAGUUCAGGACUAAAAAAUAAAUAAAUAAACAAAUCGCUGUGUACAAUAAUAGAACAUAGUGUUUAUAUAGUCUAAUCGUAUAAAAGCGAGAGGGCUAAUAUUCCUCAAAAUUUUGUUAAUAAACACAUAAAAGAGACUUGAGUUCUUUCAAAUUGUUCUAUAAAUCCAGUUAGUAAGUUAGUUCUACCAGUUUGGUUCUGUGGAUUGAACUGCAACUAGAAUAACCUAGGGAUGGGGGUUCGACUUUUUUUUUUACCACUAACUCAAAGUUUGUUUUAAAUGAAGGGACAAGAGAAAUAACUCGAGGCGAUCAGUAACAAGUUCGAUCGUCUAGAUUCAUUUGACCUUUUUUUUUUUUAAAAUACCUCUAUUCAAGUCAGAACUUCAUGGAAAAUUCAGGAACCUGGAAGGCUGAUCUCAAAAACGGCUUUAAUCAUUUUCCUAUAAAUUUAACAGUUGAUGUAUAUCGCUGAGAAGAAUUACUAGCUCGUCGGCCUCAUGGGGAAAACUCGAGUUUGACCGUUAUAAUUUUUCUAAGUAAAAAAAUAUAUGUAAAUUUGGUUUGAGAACUAGACUAAGAUCUAGAGCCAACAUCCGUUUUCAAAGGACAAUCGCGUACUUGGAGGCGUAUCGCGUUCGGGUAUUUCCAAAUAUCAGGCAUUAUUGAUUCAAGAGUUUUAAAAAAAUAAGGUUCAGGAAAAUGUGUGUGCAUCGUAUUCAAAGUCUAGAUUUAAAAGGCCUAUCAUGGGCCUAUCAUUGGAAAACAAAACAGGGCCUAGUAAGCUGUACUGUAAGACAAAAGUUGUUUAUUAAAUUUAAAGUUGCUUUCAGUUUAUUGAAAUGUUAUCUAGCUCUACAUAUAUUUACGUAAAUGUAAUACAGUUUACAUCCAGAUUUUAGAUCAGGAAUAGAUCUAGAUCUAGACUAGAUCUUAAGAGUUCUAAAACAGAAAACUAGUUCUAGAUGUCCACAUUGUGUAUAAAUAAUUGCAAAAGUUUGCAUUACCAGCAGGUCCAAUGGAUGACAUCGUUCGUUCAAGCAGCUGACGUCAUCACAAAAUCACGUGUUUGAUACUCGGUUUGAACGAAACAAUUUUAAAAAUUAUUAUUAUUUUUUAAUUUUAUAAUAUUUUCAGUUGCAUAAUUGAGAUACAGUCUUUUAUUUUUUAAAGUAGGCCCUAAUUUAAAAAAAAUAAUCUUUCUCUUGUUUGGCCUAAGAUGCAAACACUGCCGCUCCGGAAAUGUUCAAAUUAAAAUCCUUUUCUCAUGGCAUUAUUAUUUCCCUUUGAUUUGUUUCGACUGAUGACGUACCAUUUUAGAAUAGGAUCGUCUGCAACGCGUCGUCUUUCCCCAUUGGCUGAGCCUUAUUCUCCUUGUCCAGCACAGUUUUAAUAACAACACGACGACAAUGGAUACCACGUGACUCGGACCGAAUGAAUAGAAACUUGGGUUCAUACUUAGCUCAAUCGAAAUAGUGAUAAAGAAGGGCGGUCACUCUAGCUACAAAAGCCAUUAUGUUAGCAGACGGCGGUAAAGUAAAAAAAAAAAAAAAACACGUUGUAAUUAAUUACGUUUUGAUACAGCUUCGACCAAAUAUACAUUUCCUGACGAUAUUAUGUCUCCGAAGUAAAGUAUGCAUAACACACACACACACAUGUUGCUGGAUCAAAAUUACAAGAAAAAUAACAGGUUAUUAAUAGGUGGGAUGACCAGGGCAUAUGACAUACUCAAAAUGUUCUAAAAAUAGAACGCACUAGACGAUGUCAUUGCUAGAAGGGUCAAUUUAAAGUCAAUUGGGUUUUCGUCUUUCUAUGCACAUACAUCCCCUUACAUAAGUGGUUCUCAACCUUUUAAGCUCGGCGACCCCUUUUUACAAUCCCUCACUCUGUCGCGACCCCCCCCCCACCACACACACAUACAGCAAUAGAAGAAUGGGCAAAAACAAUCCAUAUUUUCGAUGGUCAUAGGCGACCCCUGGCAAAUCGUCAAUCGACCCCCAACGGGGUCGCGACCCACAGGUUGAGAACCCCUGCCUUACAUACACCUUCUUACAUACAUCACAAAAAGGAAAAAAAAAGGGGGGGGGUGCGGGUUUAGAAACUUUCACGGGGCACAACUGCGAGGAGCAAAUGUUAUAUUGAUGAACUGUAGGUUAGAAAACAAACAUGAUUCUCAAACUAAAGCAGGAAAAUGCUCCCAAUCAUCCCCGUUAAAUUCAUAGUGGAACAUACAAUGGAAAUCAUGGGGACUGCUGUUGAAUGAAACCAAAAGUGCACGCCAGAAACUGCUUUUAGCGGAGAAUAAAUUGAGUUGUCUCCCCUAGCCCACCUCAUACUAUGUCGUUGUCCCUGUCUCUUGCUGUCGUCAACGAUGUAGAUGUUGAAAUGUGCUGGCAAUCAUAAUCCCGAAUGCACACGCACACACCUGAUCUAGACAUGUUUGUUUCUUUGGCCCCACCACUGACAUCGGCCUGGACCAAAUAAAUGUUUUGUUCCCAGACUCAUACGAGUCAACGUGCAGCCAAAUAGGAUUUACUCCAGUGAUCUAUCCAUCCCAGUGGCGCUACAGCCCAAGGAGGGCUCUGUUUUGCUUUAGCACACAUCUCUCCAUUCUGAUCUAUCCUGGGCUUUACGUCUCCAUGCACCGGACUUUGAGCUGUUGUAGAUCUGCCUCUACGUCAUCAAGCCACAGUGCUCGUGGUCUGCCCUUUGGGGCGCCUGCCUUUUUGUUUUUUUGCAGGUGAACAAUCCUUGCUCCUCUGUUCUCUGACAUUCUUUCGAGGUGACCUGCCAAGCGUAAUCUGUUCCUUUUUAUUUCCUUUCUCUUCCAUUGAUCUAGGAAGCCGAGAAGAUUGGAGGCAAAGAUUCGAGUUGAAACAUGCGAUCCAAAGUGUUAUGUUUGGGGAACGAUUUCAACUUAAAAUUGAUUAGUUUGUAAUCUUGUCCUAAACCAAUACCGGGCACUAACUGUUUCUAUUAGGAUUCUAAGUAGCAGACGUUUCAUUAACAAUGAAAGCUAAUACGUCCUGCACAUAAACCAAACUCAGAAGUUUUACGGUCUGAUUCGGACAACCUCUUCAAAGUAAAAAAAAAAAAAGUUCCCUUUUCAGACCUUGCAAUCUAUAUGAGCAGAUGAUAUAAUAAUACGGGUCACCUGUUUUUUAUAGGCCCAAGGUUAACGAUGGGUGUCAUGUGACCAGCUCGACGACCAACCGCCUUUUACCUUUCCCCAACUUAUGUCAGGCACCCAAUAGAGCUGGGGGAGCCCUAAAGAUCAGGAAAUUAAUAAACCCAGUCUUCUAAACACCUGGGCUCGGAAGCCAAGCGCUUUACUAAGACGAAGCCAUGACAAAAAUAAAACGUACACUAUGUAUCGAACAUCGUUUAAACAUCUCGACACACAGACACACACAAAUCACACACACACACACACAAAUCUCUCUCUCACAUACGCAACAGGUUUUACGUGAAACUAAAAAAGAAAGCGGGACCCUGGAAAGAAACAAGAUUGUGGUGAAGAUCAUUGUGCAUAAUUUACUUCUUGUUUUUUUUUUUUUUUAUCAGUUGUUUGUUUGUUAACUAUGAGCUGAUUGGUCGAUGUUGCUUAUGUUAAACCUAGUUUCAUACAUCAAUGUUGCCUCGAUGAUAUGUUUGUUAAUGCCACAUUCAGAUUGUACAAAUACAUUGUGUACAUGUACCAUCCCACUUCAGUUCUUAUACAGCUUGUUACAUUCUCUCAACAAUGACGAGAAAAACCAAUAAAAGAAAUCUUUCAGACAAUCAAA